This is a messenger RNA of Bipolaris maydis ATCC 48331, 268 nucleotides long. NCBI's taxonomy places the organism in Eukaryota, Fungi, Ascomycota, Dothideomycetes, Pleosporales, Pleosporaceae. The record is from RefSeq and is a predicted model, not a curated record.
AUGCUUGUGUAUUUGUCUACUAUGUAGUGUAUGUGUGCGUUCUUAUGGAUACAGAUGUACGUCGACUUGACACCAAGCACAACGCCAUAAAACACAAACCAUCUCCAAGCUCAACAAAGUCACCAUCCAAAGAAUUUGCACCCGCUGCCGUCAUGCAUUUCCUAAUGUUGGUUGAUGUCUUGGACCUCCGUAAAACAAAUCACUUCGACAGGGGACCCAUCCACGUCGUCAGCCUGUGCGGGCCCUGUGUGUAAAUCCUCCUGUAAUA